Messenger RNA from Hipposideros armiger (great roundleaf bat), 4088 nucleotides. RefSeq lists its product as uncharacterized. NCBI's taxonomy places the organism in Eukaryota, Metazoa, Chordata, Mammalia, Chiroptera, Hipposideridae. The transcript is spliced from 8 exons. Bases 1 to 1569 code for a protein of 522 amino acids. Gene Ontology annotation, cellular component: cytoplasmic vesicle. The record is from RefSeq and is a predicted model, not a curated record.
AUGUCAGACCCGUGGCUCAAUCAGGAUGAGGAGGAGGACCUCAUGCCCUUUAUUGAGCCACCCAAGGAGAACAUAGACCCCUGGGUCAAAAAGGAGAUGAGUCCUGACACAGCUCCAGAGGUGCAGCCAGAGUGCUCUAGCUUCCAACAGUCCGAGCAGCACCACGAAAACUACGAGUUGGGGCAGAAGGGCAAAAAGCCUGCUAGUCCUCCAGCCUGCUGGAAGUUGAGGACCAUCACUCCCGGACCCAUCCUGAAGCACAGGAUCGCCACUUCUGGACCCAGCACAGAGUUCAGGCCUCUGAGUGUUUCUUACCCAAACCAGGACUUGAUCUUUGUAUUUCUCCUGCUUCAGCCAGGUCGCUGCAGAUCACUUCAGAGGUCUUGGAGGAAACAAGAUGCAGGCUUGAGAAGCAUUGCAAGUCAAGACAGCUACUCUUUAAAGACAUCCUUCCGGGCCCAGCAAAGCCCGGCGUGUCAGUAUCCGGAGAGGCACUGGUGCUCGCUUUUAUCCGAGAGAAAAAAACAAAAAAAAACAACAACCCACCCUGCCAUUUCCGAAAAGAAAGGAAACUGCUCGAGCGUUCUGGGCUCGCAGGCGCGCCUCGCAGGGGGAGGCGGGGAGCAGAGUCGCGGCGCCAAGACUCGCAAGCCCCGCCCCCGCGUGCCGGCCUCGCCCCGUCCCGCCGCCACGGCUCGGUGCGCGACGCCUGCUCCUGGCCCGGCGUUCGCACCCUAUUUGGUCAUUGGGGGCAGGUGGCUGGAGGGGAGGCGUGAGCGGCGGAAGGGACUCCCGGGGGGCUCGGGUGCGCGGAAGGGCCGCUCUCGCCGGCGCAGCCGCCACCUCGGUUGGAAACCCACGAGGCCGCCGCAUCCUGCGCUCAGAACAAUGGGACUCGGCGCGCGAGGUGGCUGGGCCUUUUUCAUCGUGGGGGCGCUGCUGGUGCUAGCGCUGCUGAAGGUCGCCGUGGACAGCGAUGCCUCGGAGGGAUCCUCAAGCAGAACUCCUUCCGUACUACUUGCAAACCUCACUGCUGAAACAACAGGGAAUAACCCACAUGUGCCUGUCAGCCAUACAAAUGAAUCUUCCAAAAGCACUGUGAAACCAUCUACAACUCCAGUUUCCUCAGCCUCAAAAAAUGAGACAAUUACCACCUUGAAACCCACAGCAAAACCAUCAACAACUCCAGGUUCCUCGGUCUCAAAAAAUGGGACAGAGACCACCUUGAAACCCAUAACAUCCAAAAUGACAACACCACAGGUCUCAACAAAUAAGACUUCCACCACCUUAAAGUCUACGACCAAAGUAACAAGUGUCUCACAAAACACAACCCAGAUGUCAACAUCCACGAUGACCACAACCCACAAUAGUUCGGUGACAUCAGUAACAAUCACAGCAACUGUAAAUUCUAAAGAAAAUAAGGGAUCAAAAUUUGAUAUUGGCAGCUUUGUUGGUGGUAUUGCAUUAACACUGGGACUUUUAUCUGUCCUUUACAUUGGAUGUAAAACGUACUAUUCAAGAAGAGGCAUUCGGUAUAGAACCAUUGAUGAACAUGAUGCCAUCAUUUAAGGAAAUCCAAGGACCGAUGGAAAGAAGAUUGACGCAACUCUAUCAAUUAGUUGAAGACAACAUUCUCUUUUUGAAAACAGUAUAAACAGGCCAUGCCUAUGAUGUAUAAUACAUAAAUGUGUAAAAACUCCUCAUGAUUACUAAAGGUAAACAGGGCUUGGUUUGGGUUUUUAAUGAACAUUUGGAGCGUACAGUUAAUGCAAUGCUUAUCUUCACUUCUAGAAAAUAUAUGAGACAAACAUGUUCUGUCCCAUUUUUCUGUAGCAUGGGUCACACAGGGCCAAUAAUUGGAAAGCACCCUGAAGGGCACGAUGCCCUCUUGGCAUACACAAGGAGCUUGUCAUGGCCCUCGAGAUGUUGAUUGUCUUUGUUCACAGAACAAUUUCAGUGCUGUUCAGGGCUGGAUCUAUCCUAAUUACUAGUGUCACACAAUGGAAAUUUUAUGAGUAAACCGGGUCUUAAGCAUAAUUUUAGUUUAAGUGUCUCUUUAGAAAGCACCAGUAUUUUAAUGUUUCAAAGCUUAGUACUUGGUUUAGAAACAAAAUGUACCAGCCCCCCAAAACAGCAGAAACAAUACCUAGGCUUAGCCCUGUUAGAGAGCCACUGGAGAGCCUGUGUUUUUAUUAAUAAUUUCUUUUGAGCUUUCAAUGGCAUUUGAUAUAACUUUCUUUUGUUUCCUCUCUAAUUUCAGCAAAUUUCAAUGUUUAACAUGAUAAUGUUUUAAUGAGUUAGUUCUUAGUAUUAAAUAAGAAGUUAGAUUACUUGCUACUGUGAGGAUAUCAUCACCACUGGAAAUUGCUUUAUUUUAUAGUCAGCUAUUACCUAUUUAGUGACUAUUUUUGAAAUGUGUGUAGAUCUGCUUUCAAUAACUAGAAAUGUUUAAUGUAGUGUAAACACACCUAACUUAAAAGAAAAAAAAAAGCCCCUUAUAUGAAUUCCAAAACAGUUAGAACUCUGUAUAGUCAGAAUAUAGGUUAACGCUGUUUAUCAAGCCAGGGAUUGUGGAGCUCCCCUCAGGCUACUAAACCUACAGGAUGAAAAGGCUGCCUUUUCCUGCACUGUUGAUUUUACUCAAAAAUUAGGGGAAACAGCAUUUUCACACUGAAACACCUAUGUAUUUUGGAAUAAAUUCUCAUGACGUUUUAAAACAGAAAAUUUUAAGACAGCAAAUUUCCUGUUUCCUUAUUUGGGAAUUCUUCAGACACUCCUCUUCCUGCCUUGCUGAAGAUGAGGCACUUUUCAUAUGUGUUAUGUUAAUGGAGAGAAAAAGCACAGUAUUGUAGGGACACCAAUAUUAGCCAACGUAUUUUGGAGUGUUUCAGUUUUACAGUUUAUAUUCCAGCACUCAAAACUCAGGGUCAAGUUUUAACAAAAGAUAUAUUUAGUCAACUAAAUGUAAAUACUAAGAUACUAUUUCUGUCUUAGAAUGGUCAAAGUAAAUCACACCAAGUUCUAAUAGUCUAAAAAUGAGCUAAGAUGUCCUAAAGAACAUGCACCUACAUUUAAUAGGAAUUAAAUGUAACUUUUGUGAUCAGCUUUUGGUUUACAGAGAAUAUCAUGUAUCAAGAAUUUUGAUACAAAAGGAUCAUUUCUACUACUCACUGUGCAUUAUGGCUAAUUAAUGUGAUGAAUAUGGAUCAAAAAAUCAUCAAAAGUAUGAAUAUGACAGGAUGUAUGUGACACAUGCAAAGUGGAAGAAUUAUUAUGAAACAUGUUUAUUUAGUUUGAAAAAAGAUGGGCUUGAUAGGUAAGCUGUAUGUUACUAAUUAGCCCUGACUGGUCUUUCAACUACUGCUUUAAUAUUUUGCAAAAUAUACUUAAGAUACAUUUUAUAGAAAUGGGCGCCUUUUAAAUAUAACUUGAUUGUCCCUUGCAUUCUUGAUAUUUGAGUACUUCAAAUUAGUCAGAACUUUGUAGACAGGCUUGAAAUUUCCUUGAAUACUUGUUUCUUUAGCACUUUGAAGUUAAAAAAACCACUUUUUAAAAAGUAUUAAAUGUCAUUAUAUGCCUUUAAAGUUUCCUGUGCUUUGGGUUUGAAAUAAUUUAGUUGUCUUUUCUCUGUAUAUAAGUUGUAUAAUUUGUUACUUUCAAAUACCAGUACUUUAAUGCAGUCAAGUUUUUAUUUUUUUUUGGUUAUGUGCAAAAAUUGGGAGAAACUAAUGCAAAUCAAUAUUUAGCUUUGGAGCUCAUUUCUUAAACAUAAAUUUAUCUUUCUAUAUACGUUUACUCAAGCAAAUGUUCAGUUUUAUUGUAUUUACUUGAAAAGCAAUCCAGAUGUAUAUCUAAAUGUUAGGCAGAAUCUAAUCAAUGAUUUUUAAAAUUUCCUUGGCUAAUCCAUAAAAUGAAUAAUUCAAAUACAGAUAAAUGAGAGUUGGCAGUGUAUUACAGUGAUAAUUUUGUAUACUUCAGAAAAAAAAUUGUAAGCAAAUUCCUUUUUCCUUUUUAUUACAAUGACCAGCUUUUGAUAUUUCAUUCUUACUGAGAUAUAUUUUUAGAAUAAAAUUUUGUCCUCCAAGAGA